GCCGAUGUGCGCCGAGCAUUUGUUCCACGUCAUAACGACACCAGUUUCUACAAUAUGUCUUAUCCCGGAGUAGAAGCUCACACGCGCUACGCAGCCAGUCGUUCAGCUCUGUCGGCAUUGACGGGCGUAGAGCCGCUCGUGCCCGGAUUCGGCCCCGUCAUUAACCAUGUCUUUCCUUUCCGAUACCGCAUCUCCAUUCCGCCGUGCCCCGAUUUUUUCCCUAAGGACAGUCGAACUGUCUUCGUAGCUGUCAUAUCGGCUUCGCAUCAUUUUGAAAAGCGUCGAGCGAUUCGAAACACGUGGAGAACGCAUCUGAAUGCAGCGGCGCAGGAAGACGGCCCGCUACCAAUAUCAGUGGGUUUCGCUUUCGUGCUGGGAUUGCCAAACGAUGACGAAACGCAGAGUAGGAUCGAAGAGGAAAACGACCUUCACGGCGACAUCAUUCAGAUAGAGAUGGCUGACGUUUACAAUAGUUUGCCGCGCAAGGUGCUCGGCACGCUCAACUGGCUCCACGCAAACUGUUCCAAAGUCGAUUUCGCAUUCAAAGUGGACGACGAUGUCUACGUCAACGUGCGCAAUCUAGUCCAAUUUGUUCGGAACCACCACCGGUCUUAUCACAGCGUGUUUGGCUAUGGUAAUUUUGAUCGCGUUCCCAUGCGGCUGGGAGAUGCGAUGAGUCCCGAACACGUAAAAUGGACCAUCACUUUUGAAGAGUAUCCAUGGAACACCUAUCCCAACUACAUGUCCGGCCCAGCCUAUGUGUUGCACGGAAGUACGAUUCGUCUGUUAUUGGCUGCUUGCCAGACGACGCCAAUGAUUCGCUUGGAAGACGUUUACAUAACCAGCAUGUGCGCAGAAAAGGCGGGCGUCAAGAUGCAAUUCUCCGUCGGCCCAUCCUGGGUUUACUUUGAUCCAGGGCGUAUGGUUCCAACUGCGUGUGGACUCAGGCAAUACAUCGCGUGGCCAAGUGAAAAUCACACGCAUUCCCAUACGGCGGUCGAAAAUUUCUAUUCCCUCAAUAAGACGCGAUGCGAGACGAUCAACGCUGACGGAACCUACACACCAGUCGAUCCUCACGAGCCCGUCCAUUUCCGUUUUAGCCAGACAAAGACACCGGCAUCGAGCACGAUGAUCGAACAAAACUGAGCCCAAGGCUGUUGUGAGAGGGUGAACCGUUUCGGGACUGGGUGUGACGCAUUCAUUCACGGCAUGGCUGUCCAGUCUGCGACUGAGAAAUCGUUAAAACAUCAGCGCACCAACUGGCUGACCGUCUGUUCCCGAUGCUUGAUGCCUUUUGAUUUCGGCUGCGGCCAAAUGUGCAGCACCCACUCUUUUAGCUUUCACGUCAUCGACGGUGUAUCCUCUAUGGUCCAAACAAAUUACACAA
Daphnia carinata is the source of this 1387-nucleotide messenger RNA. RefSeq names its product beta-1,3-galactosyltransferase 5-like. NCBI's taxonomy places the organism in Eukaryota, Metazoa, Arthropoda, Branchiopoda, Diplostraca, Daphniidae. Gene Ontology annotation, molecular function: hexosyltransferase activity. Gene Ontology annotation, cellular component: membrane. The record is from RefSeq and is a predicted model, not a curated record. The transcript has 2 exons. The coding region runs from base 55 to 1146 and encodes 363 amino acids.